CAAAUACAAAAAAAUUUAAAAAUAAAAAAACAAGUGCAUUUGUCUGUCUCAAUAAAUUGAGCGCACACACUCAUUACUUACUCUUGACUCUAGAGUCUUGAUUCCAUAGGAAGCCACAAUGCUUCAUCUGCUUGUGUGCAUGCUCUGCAUUCUCCUCUCCCCAGUGACCUCCCUCAACCAAGAAGGCCUCUACCUCCAACAAUUCAAGCUAACCCUCGACGACCCCGACAAUCGCCUCGCCGACUGGAACCCCCGCCAUGCCACCCCUUGCAACUGGUUUGGCGUCCUCUGCGACCCCCCUACCAACACCACCGUCACCUCCCUCUCCCUCCCCGACACUAACAUCGCCGGUCCAUUCUCCGCCCAUAUCCUCUGCCGCCUCCCCAACCUCUCCUCCAUCAACCUCUUCAACAACUCCAUCAACGCCACCCUCCCCCUCGACAUCUCCCUCUGCUCCAACCUCCAACACCUCGACCUCUCCCAGAACCUUCUCACCGGCACGCUCCCCCACACUCUCCCUCACCUCCCCAACCUCCGCUACCUCGACCUCACCGGCAACAACUUCUCCGGCCCCAUUCCGGACUCCUUCGGGACCUUCCAGAAACUCGAGGUCAUCUCCCUCGUUUACAACCUUCUAGAAGGCACCAUCCCUCCCUCAUUGGGGAACCUAACCACCCUCAAAAUGCUCAACCUCUCUUACAACCCAUUCUACCCGGGUCGGAUCCCGGACUCGCUCGGCAACCUCACCAACCUCGAGGUUCUCUGGCUCACACAGUGCAACCUCGUUGGCACCAUUCCAGACUCGCUUGGCAACUUGAAGAACCUCAGGGACUUGGACCUUGCGCUCAACGAUUUGUACGGUUCCAUCCCCACUUCCCUCACUCGUUUGACUCGUUUGACUCAGAUUGAGUUGUACAACAACUCGCUCUCCGGGGACCUGCCUCGUGGCUGGAGAAACCUCACCGCCCUACGCCUUCUCGACGCCUCCAUGAACCACUUGACGGGGACCAUACCGGAGGAGCUCUGCGCGUUGCCCUUGGAGAGUCUCAACCUCUACGAGAACCGCUUUGAGGGCCAGCUGCCGCCGAGCAUUGCCAAUUCGCCCAACCUCUACGAGCUCAGGAUCUUCGGGAACCGUCUCACCGGAAGGUUGCCGGAGAAUCUGGGGCGCCAUUCUCCUCUCAGGUGGCUCGACGUCUCCAGCAACCAGUUCUUGGGGCCGAUUCCGUCCACGCUGUGCGAUCACGGGGAACUGGAGGAGCUUCUUGUGAUAUACAAUUUGUUUUCCGGCGAGAUUCCGGCGAGUCUGGGAACGUGCCAGAGCCUGACGCGGGUGAGGCUGGGGAACAACCGGUUCUCCGGCGAGGUGCCGGCGGGGAUGUGGGGUCUCCCCCACGUGUACCUUCUUGAACUCGCGGAGAAUUCGUUCUCCGGCCCCAUUGCGAAGACCAUUGCCGGUGCCGGGAACCUUUCGCUGCUGUUUCUCUCGAAGAAUAAGUUCGAGGGAGUGAUCCCCGACGAGGUUGGGUGGUUGGACAAUCUCGUGGAAUUUUCUGGCAACGAUAACAUGUUCAGCGGUUCGAUCCCAGAGACUGUUGUGAAUCUCGGGCAGCUUGGGACCCUUGAUCUUCACAACAACAAACUAUCCGGGGAGCUUCCAAAAGGGCUUCAUUCUUUGAAAAAGCUGAGCGUUUUGAAUUUGGCCAACAAUGGCAUUGGUGGGAAGAUUCCAGAUGAGAUUGGUAGCUUGUCAGUUUUGAAUUCUCUUGAUCUCUCCAAGAACCAGUUCUCCGGGAUGGUCCCUCACGGAUUGCAGAAUUUGAAGCUGAACAUUCUGAAUUUGUCUUACAAUCGUCUCUCCGGGGAGCUCCCUCCUCUGUUGGCUAAGGACGUGUACGUGGAUAGCUUUCUGGGGAACCCCGGUUUGUGUGGGGAUUUGAAGGGUCUCUGCAGUGGAAGAGGCCAAGCCAAGAGUUUGGGCUAUGUUUGGCUUCUCAGGACUAUCUUCAUUGUCGCCACUUUGGUGUUCUUUGUGGGCGUGGUGUGGUUCUACCUCAAGUAUAAGACUUUCAAGGAUGCCAGAAGGUCCAUUGAUAAAUCGAGGUGGACCUUGAUGUCGUUUCAUAAGCUGGGUUUUGGUGAAGAUGAGAUCUUGAAUUGCCUUGAUGAGGAUAAUGUGAUUGGAAGUGGGUCAUCCGGGAGAGUCUACAAGGUGGUGCUUAGCAGCGGGGAAGCGGUUGCGGUGAAGAAGAUAUGGGGAGGGGCAGGGAAGGGUGGAGAGAGUGGAGAUGUGGAAAAAGGUGGUGGUGGACGGGUGCAGGACGAAGCUUUUGAUGCGGAGGUUGAGACUUUGGGCAAGAUCAGGCACAAGAACAUUGUUAAGCUGUGGUGUUGCUGCACAACCAGGGAUUGCAAGCUACUGGUUUAUGAGUACAUGCCCAAUGGUAGUCUUGGUGAUUUGUUGCAUAGCAGCAAAGGUGGGUUGUUGGAUUGGCCAACCAGGUAUAAGAUUGCCGUUGACGCUGCUGAAGGCCUCUCUUAUCUACAUCAUGAUUGUGUUCCACCAAUUGUUCAUAGAGAUGUGAAAUCCAGCAAUAUCUUGUUGGAUGGGGACUAUGGUGCCAGGGUGGCGGAUUUUGGAGUGGCCAAGGCCGUCGAAACUGGAGGGAAAGGAGGAACCAAAUCCAUGUCUGUCAUAGCUGGGUCUUGUGGGUACAUUGCGCCAGAAUAUGCAUACACUCUCAGAGUGAACGAGAAAAGCGACAUAUACAGUUUUGGUGUUGUGAUACUUGAGUUGGUUACCGGGAGGCGUCCGGUGGAUCCUGAAUUCGGAGAGAAGGACUUGGUGAAGUGGGUGUGCACCACCCUGGAUCAGAAAGGGGUGGACCAUUUAAUUGACUCGAGGCUUGAUUCUUGUUUCAAAGACGAAAUUUCCAAGGUUUUCAACAUUGGCCUCAUUCCAUGAGAAGGGUGGUGAAGAUGUUGCAAGAGGUGGCAACAGAGAAACAAGUGAAGCCUGCCAAGAAAGAUGGCAAGUUAACUCCUUAUUACUAUGAUGAUGCCUCGGAUCACGGAAGUGUUGCUUGAUUCAAGGCCCUGCAAGCUAAAGAUCUGGAUCAAUUGAUUCGGAAAGGAAAGUUUGAAGCUUCGCAUUAACAAGAAGCCAACUUUCCCUUCAGAAAGUUGACCAAAGAAAAGAGGAGAGGAAGGUUGGGCUUGAAAAAUUGGUGUUUAACUCUGAGUAGACAUCUACAUCAGAGGUGCUUCCCUACCAAAAUCAAGUUGGUGCUUUGCAUUAUAACUUUAUUUUUAGAAAUGAUAUUUUCCUUUGUUAAAAGAAGUAUAAGAUUUUCCGGGUACAUGUAUAUCUAUGACAAGAAUUUUUCCUUGUCUCUUGCAUGGGUCAGGGAUUUAUAAAUUUGUAAUAUCAAUAGCUUCAAAGAAAUUCAGGGUCCUAACUCAUAACCAGUGUUCUGCUGUAAAAUCAGGCUAUAUACUGUUUGAGCUACCCUUACCUACAAAGUUGGCUUUGAAAAUCUGAAAGCAACAUUAUACAGUAACCUUCUUUUCUAGAUCAUAUUAACUUAGAAGAUGAUAAGCCUGCGUAAGGAAUGGAAUAAGCAGCCUGAUUGUUCUUGAAUUCUCAUAAUUGUUUUUGGAUGUUUGUAUCUAAAUGCUUAGAGCCUUAGACUCUUCUAAGCUUGAGAAUUUGUAUCUCA
Molecule: messenger RNA, 3719 nt
Organism: Arachis ipaensis
Lineage: Eukaryota; Viridiplantae; Streptophyta; Magnoliopsida; Fabales; Fabaceae
Product: receptor-like protein kinase HSL1
Biological process (GO): protein phosphorylation
Molecular function (GO): receptor serine/threonine kinase binding; protein kinase activity; ATP binding
Source: RefSeq, a predicted model, not a curated record